UGGAGACAUGGCGCUACUAUGAGACGAAGUAAAUUGGAAAUAUGGCGUCGUUUGGCAAGGGUAUGUGGAAUGCAGGAUGUUUAGAAACGGCUUUUUCGUCCUGCAAAGGAAAACCAGUUCUUGCAGUGUAUAAGGGCCUUGAACACGCAUUAACUGAUCCAAACAAGCAAUAUCGUGACAAAGUAAAUGCCCUGUUAUCAGCCUGGGAACAUGUCUGUGCACUGCUACAAAAUUCCACUGCAGAAGUCAAAAAUAGUAUGAUCCAAUGGAUAGUCAGGCACACCCUGAAUGUUGUUCUACGCAAGCAGUGGCCUGGAAGUUCAAGAGCUACAAAAACACAUUUGAUUGUUAGCUUGAAGAGAUGUUCAUCGUUACUCACGGGAUCUAAUGCCCACAUGUGCCAUAUUCUUUCUGAAAUGGUGAACAAGCCAUGGGCUCAUCCUUUACUGCGAAAAGUCAUGGAAGAGUCUGAGUGUAUCACUGAAGAGGAAGCCCUUAAUUUUUGUAAAUAUGAAACUUCAUGCAUAGUUAUAAUGAGGCUGCAGAUAUUGGUUGAAGAAGGAUUGUCGGAGUACUCAACUUUCAAAUAUGCUGAGUUUGUAGCAGCAUGUUUAUCAUUUCAUGAUCCAUCAUGGGCAGAAGAUGCACCUGAGGAGGACACCAUGUUUGUUCAUUACACAUACCUGGUCCUGCUUUUAAAAUUCAGGAAGAGUGAUAACUUACUUGAUUAUAUCAGAAUAAUGAACCUGAAUGAAGGAUUGAAGUUUAUGAAAAGUCUGACAAGGAUAAAGAGUAUAGUUCCAUGUUCAGAAUGGCCGGGACUGUGCAAAAAUGUAGCAAAAUUUGCUGCUAAGUAUUUUUUGAGUUUGGCGUUAAGAACGCCAGAAUGUGAAAAUAUGUUGUUAAAAGAUGUUGCAAGUGAGUUUGUGUUGUGUUGUGAAAUGGACUUCCAGUUUGUGUGUGACCAUAUGAGACUCAUGCCCCAUCUUGCCGCUACUGUGACACACAUGUAUAUAUUGUGUGAAGUUCUGGAGGAGAAGUUUGGUGCGAUAGCGAAGUCCUUCUGUGUGCAAGGAUUCAUAAGACGCCUGUUUUCUGAAAUAGGCACAAUUGAAGAGCUACAAACAACACGUCAAGAGGAAGGGGACUCUCAAGAAAAACGUGACUUGCUUUCCGAUUUGCAGUGUAUGUUGUCUGAUGGAUAUUUGAAACUGGGUCACUUACUGCGAGAGAACUUGAAUGUCUACAAGGAGUGUGUGCUAACAGCGUUCUCAUUAAACCCUACAGAGGAUUUAUACCAUCAUUUACAUAGCCUUGCCUCUUUAAGUGGUAAAUGUAUUUCUGAUGAAAAUAAAUGUACAGAAAUCGUAGAGCAGCCACUGGUUCAAGACUGCACCAUUACAAAGCUACCUAUUAAUGAACACUUACAAGAAACAAAUGAAAGUAAUUAUGCUGGCAAUACAGACUUUGCUUAUAUGAAUAUGCCAUCAACGUCAUCUGCUGUGUUCCCUAAAUAUCAAAUAAGGCCACAGACAAGGCAUACAGCCUCACGUGGGGAUAUACCCAUUGCCACUUCAUCUUUAGUAACUGUAAGGUGCAGAUUGAAAGAGGAUGACAAGAGAGACUUGGGAGCAUUGUAUGCAAUGAGUGGAAACCUAUUUACUAGUGCAGAAAACUAUGAUCCCUACAGUGCCCCCAACCAUGUGUUAGAUGCAGGAGAAUUCAAGUUCUCUAGAACUGUACUUCAUGAUUUAGUAUCUGUGUUAAACAAUCCACGAAACAAACAGCUUAGUUGGGCAGAGGGUUGGGCUCAGCUAAGCAGGAAUUGUCUGGAAUACUUAAGAAACAAAGAGACACGAAAUUGCAUGAAGGAACUGAAAUUUCUGGAAAUUGAUUAUGAGAAAUACCGUGACUGGCCAAGAUUGUGUGACUAUGGAGGUAUAGAGAAGGGAUAUGAACAGUGGGCAGAUAUCAGUAAUGAUUCAGAACAACUUUGUAUUACAAGUAAUUACAAACAUAGAUCUUCAGAGUUAACUGUAGAUUCCUGUAUAGAUUCGGCAACACAGGAUAGCGUAGAUACUGUAUUUACAUUAAAACCAGUCCGGAAACGAAAAGUGAAGAAACCUGGAAAAUCCCCACAAAAAGGAAAGAGGGGAAGAAAAAGUACAAAUGUCACACAUAGCAGUGUUAAAAGUAUUGUUUCACAAGGUCCCAUAACUGGCUUCUCGGAUUGCACUCAGGACAGCCAAAUUGAGGAGAAUAAUGAAAGAAAGAUUGCAGCAAAGAUUUGUAAGGAUAAAUGUAUUAGGAAGUUUACAUACAGGAGGAAGAGGUGUAAGACUGUGGAAAAAAUGUCUACACUAGAAACAGACUGGCCACAGCAAACUGAGGUUAGAGGCAGUCUUAAAAAGAUAGUUAAUAAAAAGUUUACUAGGAAAUCUAGCAAAUGUUUGAAGCGUGUGAAAAGCUUAGAACAUGCUUCUCCAAUAGAAACAGACUGCACAAGUGACGAAGUGACAUCUGUUGGACCAGAUAUUUGGAAAAGAGGUUAUAAGAAUUUAGACAAAAAUAUGUAUAUGAAAAACCCUGAACUUUCCUUGUUAGAAGUAGAUGAGGUACCAGAUAUUCAGGCUAGUACUUCAGUGAAGAGUUAUAAGAAGAAAUAUGUUAAAAAGUCACGCAAAUCUAGAAAGCAUUGGAAGAAUUUGGUUGAAACAGACUGCUCACAUUAUAGUGACAUUGAUGAAAAUAGUAUUUCUAAGGUUGCAACAAAGCGUCCCAAAAGAAAGUGUGUUAGAACAUUGAAAAAAUCUACCAAACGAUUGAAAAAUAUGGAAGAGGAUUCACUUCUUGAAACUGACUGUACAAGUGAUGAGGUGACCCACCUAAAUUACCAGCCAGACGUUUAUGUGAGUGAAGGUGAAAAUGUUUCUGAAAGAUCUAUGCAUGUGCAGAAUUUUGAAGACAUUUCUAUUGGAUCAAAUGGUGCUCAGAGUAGACGAUAUGAGAUUAGAACUGCAGAAGAUUCAGCAAGAAAUGUUCUUGAUAGGGGGCCAACCGAAUAUUGGAGUACUUUCAAUAAAAUACCUGAGAUGGAUACAGGUUGUACACAAGGCAGUGAAGGUGAGCAAAGACCUGGGGUGGUGACUGCAACACAAACUAUACAAAGAGAGAAGAUUGCUAAAUCCACAAAGCAAAGAAAAGAUUUAGAAAAAGAUUCUGUAUUGUAUUCAACAUGGGGGCAUAACAGUCAAGCUGAAGAAGACAUUGUUAGAAAGGCUCAAACAAAGGCACAGAAGAGAAAGUCAGAUAAAAGUGAUGUCUGUACUAAGACUGUAGAAGAAACAAUUCUAGUGAAUUCAGGUUACAGGGUUGAUAGUUAUGUUGAUGGCAACUUGGAGGGAGUGCAAGGAUCGAAGAUUUGUGAGAGCCACAAAAGUGUAAGAACAAGUGGAAAAUCUGUUGCCGAUAUUAAGGAUUUCCAAGGAAAUUCUUUGUUGUUCUCAAAUUACACACAAAAAAGUGUGGCUGAAGCUACUACUGUGGGAGAGAUUGCAGCAAAUACUUGUAAAAGGAAAUAUCUUGGGAAAGUAGAGCAACAGACAAUGGGUGUAAAGAAUUUUGAUGUAAAAUUAUUGUCAGACAAUCAAACUGAAGAAAGGAAUUUGGUGGGUACCACAUCCAAAACUCAUCAUAGAAAAUAUGCAAAGAAGACUGAGAAACGUGCAGAACCUGUUAUGGACUUUGAAGAAAAAGCUGUGUUAGACUUUGGAGGUGUUGCAGAGCCGUCCCUUGAAGGUUCUGCAUUUUUUGCGUAUGAUUCAGACACACAAGAUGAAAAGAGUGCUGCUAACGUAUUUAACAUGGAAUGUGAUGUGAUGAGGAAGAAAGAAGGUAUUGUCAGAGGCCUUAAGAAGAAGAAAUUACCUCCAGAGAAGAUCACAGAAGUUUCUGCUUUCAGCAGUGCAGUACAUGAUCGUAAUAAUGAUGACGUGGGACCACCUAUUAGUUCUGUCUGUGAAACCGACUUUUCUUCACUUGGGAAGCAAGUAAAUCCUCUUUCACCAAGUGUGGGGCAGCUGAAUCCGGAACCAUCUAGUGGGAUACUAUUUCAUCCUGAUUUAAAUACACAGUCCUUUAUCCCUCCAUUUAAGAAAGCCAGUGAGCCAGAAGUUUUGCAGUCAUUACGCAAAUUCAGACCAAAAAGCACAAACAGAUCAUUAGAAGAAAGUAUCUUUUCUCCAAAUAUGAUUGGUGAUGGAACGAGAAUGUUGUUUCGUGAGGGUAAAAUUUAUUAUACUGAAUUCGCACCAAUGUUAAGUACACUGAACCUUAACCCACAUGUUGUACUUGAAGACAUAGCAACAGUUUUGAAUUCAAGAGAAUGUGGUGGACCAUUUGAUACAUCUCAGCAGACAAAAAACUCUAGUGCGUUUUCUGAAAAAAACAGCAGCAGUCCUAAGAAGAGUCAUAGUACAAAAUUUACACCACCACCACCGCAGUCCAAGAAAACAUAUAGCUCCUGCACUGGACUAAAAAAAAAGCCCAAUCGUAAACUGUCUGACAGGGAAAUACUUGCCAAUAGUGUUCCUGGUUUAAAUAGUCUUGAAAUGAUUGUACCUCCAUUCCAGGAGCCAACAGUGCAAGUUGUUCAGUUGCCAAGAAACCAUCCUUCAGGUAAUGCAUCAAAUAAUGAAACUAGUUCACUUCCUACUAAAGUGAACCAAAAAAUUGAGAACAGCUCCAACACCAGUGGAACAAGUCACAUAGAAACAGCCUCAACAUCUGUAUCUCAAGAUCCAGCUUCACAGCAGUCACAAGUUACAAUAAACUCUGAAGAAAACAGAACCUCUCAGAAUUUGCCAUCCAGUUUCUCAGCUCAAAGUAACUCAUUAGCAUCACAUAAUGAAAAACAAAGAAGUUCGCAGUUAGAAGUGAAAUACUUAACAAAAGCAAGUGACGUUAAUGAAAUAUUACGCAGUACGCUUACAGACUGCUCAUCGCAGAGUCCACCGACAUCUGCUGUUGCACCAUCACUAAAUUCAUCAGGACCUGUUAAACAUAAAGUUAAAUCGCAAAGUGAAGUGAAGUAUCUAACAACAACAAGUGAAGUAAAUGAAGUACUUCGUAGUGUAAUUGCAGAAAACAGUCAGGGUCCAAUGUCCAAUUCGACACAUAUCAUGGGAUUGGUGAAGCAGAAGCCUAACACCAGAGCGGAGGCGAGGUUACUUGCUGCGUACGAAACAGCAAGAAGUAUUACGGCAAAGAAAGCCACAGAAGGUAGUACAUCUCUAGGAGGAAGAGGCAGUAUACUGAGCACACUGCAGGUUCCACCUUCCAAAGGAGUUGUUGAUAUUAGUAUGCUUUCCAGUCUUAUUUCUUCUGGCACUCACCGAUACUUGGAAAAUUACCCUUCCAAAAAGGAAUCUUCUAAACCCCCAACAAAGUUAAAUUCACGCUCACAGGGCUCAAGAGUUUGUGUAUCUUCUUGUGAUAGCUCUCGUGCACAUAAUCUGCAAAGCCAUAUGCAGAACUCGGCCAUCAUCAGAAGUGCACACACUGCUCAGUCAGAUGAGCAAAUCCCUGAACGGAUGUCUGUCCUUGAGGAAAGGUUAAAAAAAAGUUCUGUUGCUAGUGUAGCUGUUAAGUGUGAUACUACUAACCAAAGUGAAACACCAGUUUGUGCUUCACAGGUUGCAACUUUACCAAAAUUUCAACAAGCAUUUGGAAAGUCUAUAUAUAAUCAGACAGGCAGCAGUGGCAGUGGUGCUGGUGGCGGUGGCAGCAACAGCAACAGCAGUACCAGCAGCAACAGCAGCAGCAGCAACAACAACAACAACAGCAAAAACAACAACAACAACAAUAGCAGCAGUGGGGGUGGUGGCAGUGAUGGGAAUGGUGGAGGUCGUGGUGGUGGGGGUAGCAACAGUGGCGGCGGCGGCGGCGGCGGCGGCGGUGGCGGUGGCGGUGGCGGUGGUGGUGGUGGUGGUGGCAGCGGUGGCGGCGGUAGUAGUGGAGGCAGCAGCGGUGGAGGAGGAGGCAGCAGCAGUGGUGGAGGCAACAGCAGCAGUGGUGGUAGCAGCAGCAGCAGUGGAAGCACUGGUAGCAACAAUGGUGGCAGAGGCCACUGCAACAGCAGCAGCAGCAGCAGCAACAACAACAACAACAACAACAACAAUGGCAGCAGCAGCAGCAGCAGUAGUAACAACUGUAGCAGCAGUGGCAGCACCAACAGCAGUAGUAGUCGCUGUAAUGGCAGUGGCACCAACAACAGUGCUGUAGAAAAUGGAGCUAGUGAGCCUGCUACCACUGUAUCAAACACAGAAGAUGUGCAUAGUACUCAUGGCAUUGCUGGAGGCUCGCAGAAAAGUGAUUCAGAGCUGCAGUCCAUACCCAAAUCAUCAGUAAGUACACUUCAUUCAAAGGCAGUACAGACAACAAGCAUUAGUACUUUGGUGUCACUUUCAAAUCCAGUUUCAUCAGCUUUGCAAGCUGACUCUCUAAAUGUCUUGAUGACUACAGCUCUACAUCUUAAUACAGCAUCUGUUCCUCAUGAAGGUUCUUUGCAAAAGUCACUUGCUACCACAUUUAAAAGGGCAACUAGAUCAUCUGUCCAAGCAGGACAGUGCCCGUCGUAUGACAUGCACCGUACAAAUGCCUCUGCUGUUACAGACAACCCUAUAUCUGGAAGUUUAGAUGGGAUAUCUAGUCAUACCUCAGAUAGUAACAAUGUGACACACAAAAAUUCUCUGCCAGCCUCCCGGUCGUCUCAGGUACCGACCACAACUGAUAGUACCAGUGCUCCUACACAAAAUCCAGUACUUGCUGUCACCAAAGAUAGUAUUAUUAGAAGUAAUAAGAAUGCAUUACUGGCUGCUGCGCUGCAAUCAACCACACCUCUUAGACGAUCUUCUGUGAGUAGUGGUACGUCUUCCAGUUUGACCAGUAACAUAGAACAAGCUGCCAACAUGUGCAUUGCUGAAAGCUCUUCUUCAGAAGAUGAAGCGACAGAUGUUGGAACUCAGACUCAUAUUUCUUCAGUACAGCAGACCCAGAGACUAUCUGUUAAUGAACUUCGCAAGACUACUUCAAAACCUUUGUUGCAAACAUCUCACAAUUUAAGACCUGUUCUACAUAUUCCCAACAGUAAUCUUGUUGGAGCAGCUAAUGUUACUGAAUUAACCAGUUCAGUUUCAUCACCUUUAAGACAGCAGCAGAUUGUCCAUUCUUUGUUAGGUCCUAGUUCCUCUGCUGUCACAAGGCUUCCAUCGCAGAAUGUGGCAGCAACUGAUGCGUUAAUAAGCCACAGUGCAAUCGAGCCAUCUGUAAGCUCAACAACAUUGGAACAGCUGAGAGAAUUUGAGUCUGUUUUAGAGCAAGUUACAAACACGUCACAAAUGAAGGAGCGGAGCACUGCUGUGACUCAGAAUCAGCCGGACCUAAUUAAUGAAGAUCUUCUUUCUCAGUCAUCAAGCACGGUUGAAACGUCUUCGGAUUUCCCAAGUGCACCAAAUGAUAGUUCAUUCUCACAAGAUUCUUAUCCAUCAACUACAAUUACAACCCCACCAAGAGUUGGUAUAACUUUUGUUGCUCAGUCUCCACUUCGAUCGUCGAGCAUUGCUGGAACGAGUGGAAAGAUUGCAUCUCCUGUAGUUGUAGUUACCAGUUACUGUCAGCCAGUUACAUCACCAGCUUUAAGUGUGACUUCACAGAGUUCUUCUAGUCCUUGUGUGACACCUGCACCAAAUCCUUCCAUAUCAAAUGGAAAACCACCACCAAAAUCCUCAAAAUCCAAAACUAAAUCUGUUAAGUCAAGCCCGUCAACGACAAAUUCUAAAUCUUCACCAGUUCCUAAACCACAGCAGAAACCUCAAGAAGAUGAAGUUACGGCUCAGCGUAUUUAUGCAAUACUUGAUGAAUAUGCAGAACAGCUUAGAAAUUCUCCAGAUUUGAAUAACAAACCUGCACCUCGCAGAAGAUCAAAUCCACCUACCAACCCAAGCCAGUCUUCAAAGCGAAAGAAGUCUUCCCAAAACAAAUCAAAACUUCUUGGGCAGCAGUCAUCUUCAUCAGCACCUGACAUGAGUCCUGGCACAGAUGAUCCAAGAACUAUGGGAAGUGAAGAUAGUUCUAGUGGUAUAAUGCAGCUUUCUCAUAUUCAGGAUUCACCAGCUUCAUCCGCCCAAGCAAGUGAUGAACCAGCAAGUUUAAGAUCUACUUCCACAGAAGCAUCUUCUGAAUCCUGCAAGCCAGUUGUGUCGGAAUCAGGUGAAAAUCAAGACUCUCGCCAACAACCACGUUUAAUUUUUGCUGAAGCAACAGGUCGUCAGGGAAGAGCAGUAUCUGUUCAGGAUGACAUUCAGUCUGCUGAGGUUGCUGUCUCUGGUAGUGCAACUGUUGUUGCAGGAAAAUCAGUAAUGGUGGGAAGCACAGCAGUACCAUUGUAUGUGCCAGGAAAUGUCCGUCAGGUGUUUCUACCUGUGACUCCAGGAUUGGCUGCACAUGUUCAAGGUCGACCAAUGGUUGUAUCAAAAGGAUCAAAAUUUAUAAGAGUUCAUCAAGUAACAGUCCCAGCUGGACCACUUCACCUCCACCAAGUGCCGGUCGUGGUGCGCCAGAUGUGCGUCAAUAAGCAGUCAUCAACUGUUGGUGCUUCAGUAUCUGUACUUACCCAGCCAUCUGUCAAACAGGUUAAGCGUCCACCUGCAAAUACUUCUCCAGAAUCUUUAUCAGGAGGAUUGGCACAGUCUUCUGUUCUACACCAGUUAAGCAGUCAGCAGCAAACAUCUGUUUCUGAUGUAUCUUCCAGUGCUACUCAAAGCUUAUCUUUUCCAGAGUCGAGUCUGGAUAGUGUAGGCACUACUAUUGCAGACGCUGUUAUAAAAACUGAACCUACUGAUGAUACCUCAUCAGUUUCAGAAGGCCAUAUAAUGUGCGAAGGUAGUCAGAACAGUCUACUUGAGACAAUAACAUCUGCUGCUAAUGAUGCUACUGCUCUAACGUCUCCAGCAACUACAUCUUCUGGUGUCAUAGCUACCACUACUUCUUCAGGACCAGGUGUAAACAUUUCCAGUGUUAUUUCAGCACCUGAAGAUAAACUAUAUCAAAGCUCUGAACACAGCACAGUAAAUGUGAAAGUAGAACCUCCAGAUCUGUCUAAUAACAGUAAUGAAGAGCAGAAUGAAGAAAACCAGCUGUGCAACAAUCACGAAGAAAGAUCUGUGUUUCGACGAACAUAUGCAAUUGUAAUUAAUCCACCAAUCGAUGUGCAGAAUUCACGAGUAAAUAGGACUAUGCAACGUUUGAAUAUUGGCUUUACCAGACAUUCCACAGUAACUUCUAGGAAUGGUAACCAACCAGAAGCACUAAACAAAGAUUUUGCAUCAAGCAGAAAGCCUCUUAAGACGGAAGCUGAUAGUAUGCUUAAUUCUGAAUCUGAGAGUUCUGAAUAUCAUUCGGAUAAUGCUCUUGCAACACAACUGAAUCAUUUCUCAAAACACAGUGGCAGCUUGACAGAAAAUGGUGAAUCUGGACAUUCUGUGAACAGUGUGUUGAACUGUCCACUACCUUCAGCAUUGCCAGAUUCAACAUACCAUUUGAGGAAAUUGGGUAAAAGCAGAGAAAGCAGCCAGCCAGCUGGAGGAUUCCAGAGCUCUACUCAAAAUACAAUUUGCACAAGUCCAUUAGAUGUGUUUCCAACUGAAAGUGCAACUAGCAUUCUAGAAGACUGCCCACCAAGAACUAUAGAGGAGAAUGGUUGUAGUGACAGUUUAUCAUCUUCUGAACCAAGUUUAACACAUACACUACUUUGUCGCAGAAACUCUCAGAGCCCUCAGAAGGUAAGCUUACAAUCUGAAGUGGGAAGGAAAAUAAGUUCAUGUGAUAAGAAUGGAUCAGCUGAUAUUGAGCUGAAUGCAGCAGUUGAACACAUUGUGUCUGAAAGUUCCAAAAGUGCAAAUGAUCAGACACAAGGAAAAGAAGUUGGUGCGUCAAGUGAAGCUCAGCUAGAUUACUGCAGCGGGCCGUAUUCAUCCAUUAAAAGCCAACUGGACUACAUUUCUGAUGGACCUUAUAGCAUAUCAAAGAUUGAUGGCUGUGAUACCCCAUGGCGUUUUGUUCCGCUUAUAAGAAAGGUUAAAGUAGCUAUACAACCAGUAACAUUAAAAAAGGAUACAGAAGAAAGUGAACCACUUGUUAGGAAUAUCCAUCUUUCAACUAAUUUGCCAGAAGUGGAAGAUACAGCAAAUGAACAGCGUGACUAUCUAACGGAUUCCAAGCUGGCUACAGUUAAUAGGAAGGCAAAUGUGAGUUCGACUGUUCUUACAACUUUCCGGAAAAAUGAUAUUCCCAGUACACGAGUAGAUAAAAGUCAAGGGAGUGACAGGGUACAGCAGAAAAUAGCUAGAGUUGAGAGAGAGUUAAAACUUCAGAAAAGUCUGUCUGAAGAAUGUGAAGAUUUAGGUGUUGAUGAGCCAAGUACAAGUGAUCUAUUUCCUGAAGCAGAUCUGUUAUUGGAUACGAAUUCAUCACCACCCUUUGAUCAGACACUGCAGGAUACAGCUUGUGGUCAUUGUGUUGAUGGUACAGAAACUUACUCUAAUUCAGCUUUUAAACCCCUCGAAUACUCUUCCAGUAGUCAGGAUGAUUCUCAGAACAGUUGUAUUUCUUCUGAUAUUCAUGAAUCAAACAACAGAUUUCGGCAAGGAAAGAAACGUAAACGUAGUGUCAAUAUUCCUAAUUUUGAUUGGAAGUAUACAGAAAGAAAAACUUUUUGUCACGACAUUGUCAGUAAAAUAUGCCAGAGUUCCCGUGAAACAUCCAGCAUUUACCAUAGUGGAAAUACUAUAAUAAAAGGUACGGGCAGUGGAAUCGGAUCACGAUCGUUGGAGGAUACUAGUGGAGGUUUCAGAGACACUCUGUCAGAUAGUGCACCAAGUAGCAGAUUAAAACACUCUAGUCCAGGAACAGAUGCUGUCUUGCCUGACGUCAGCACCUGUAAUACAAAAGAAGUGUCUGAUAAUUUAAUGAAGGAUGCAGUUUGUGGAAAGAAGUUAGAAGGACCAUUGCAGCAAACCCAUCCAUCCAACAGUUGCAUGAAAAGUCAAACAGUUGCCACUGUGAACAGUAAAGGAGAUAUGGUCGCAAGUGCCAGUGAUAGCACUUUUUGUAGCUCAAGUGAAGACAGUGUCACAAUGUUGGAUACGUUCUCAACAAGUAUGAUAGUAUCAUCUCUAGAUGUAACAAUUCCCUCUCCUCUCCCCACAUUGCCAUCUGUCAUACAGUCUAAUGAUAAUUCCCAGGAACCACUUCCAUCUGCAACGGGAACUCAGAAGUACUCGAAUACAUACAGUAAGAGGCCCUCGUGUGAACAGGGCAGUAGUAAGCUACUGAAGCGUGCUCGUCUAAACCAGUCCGAACAGUAUUAUAAUGAACAUAUAGAUUCUCAGGAACGAUGGGAGUCGUCUAGUUCACAAGAGAAAGUUUGCGCUGAUGAUGAAGAUUCGGGAUCUCGUAGCAGGUCAGAAGAACAACCAAAUUCUGAUGUUGAUGUUUUAGAUAUAAGCAAUGAUGCAUUUUCAUCAUCACCGAGAUUCCCUUCCUUAAAUAUUACAAAUAGCACAGGUUCAAGUUCACAGUGUAAUGAAUCUAUAAUAAAGACAUUUGAGUUGAAUGGGAUUGAUAGAAUUUCACUUUCAAGUGCUAGUAUACAAGAGAAGCGGAUAUCUUCAAGGAAACUUCCUGAUCAUAGUGAUUCGGAAUGUCACUCCUUAGACAUCAAGAAUAGCAGAAAUGUGGAGCACGAUCAUUUCUGUCAUAAACAAAGUGUAAUACAUAUAAAUUCUUCAAAGACGAGAGCUUCGCAGCGUGGUCAUCUGAAGAGAGGCUGUCCAUGCUGUUCACUUUCAUCUCGCUCAUCUAAGAAGAAGAUGGAAGAGAAACCAGGAAAGAAAGGACCUUUGGGAAAGCAAACAAUAAAAGGUUCCUUGCCAAAGAAGAGAUAGUUGAUUUUAAAAACUCAUGUAAAUAGUUGUAAAUUCUGUGAAGAUUUGUAUUUGUUUUCACAUUGGGUGCGACAGUCACAGAUAGUGAACUGAAAAACUGCCACAGUGUUUGUAUAGAAUUGCUUUUGCAUAUCUUAUGUAAAUAAGUGAGAUAGAUCCUAAUACAUGUUCAUGAAGCAUGAAACACAAAGCCAUAUUCUUUUUAAACUUUUAUUGUUUGCAUUCCCAAUGUUCUGAGUCAGAUAUGCAGUAAUUAUUCAUCCUUAACCUCAGUUUAAGCUAGUCAAUUUUCCUGUUAAUCUGAGGUACUCAGUAUCACUUUCUGCACUGUUAGUACAAAUUUUUAUGGUUAACCAUGCUUAUUCAGUCUUUCAGCAAAGCAGUUGUGUGUUUUCUUGAAAUUGGUAUGUGAGAAACUGCUUGGAGAUGCAAAUAUUCAAUAUGUUAUUUUACAUUCUUUUAUUUUGCAUUUGAUAAAUAUGUUGUGAGUUAAAUUGAUGUUAGGUGUAAGUUGUGUGUGUGUGUGUGUGUGUGUGUGUGUGUGUGUGUGUGUGUGUGUGUUUUACUCAUGUUAUAGAGUUGUGACAAUUUGUGGAUGUGAGAAGAUAUUAGUAUUUUUUUAUUAAAUUUGAUUUGAUGAGUAAUGGGGAAAGUCCUUGCAUUCCUGUAUAUUAAUCAUUAUAUAAUCGCCUGAUGUGUUGAAAUUUGUGAGGUCACUGUUAGAGAAAUGGAAACAGAAUUGAAGUAUGGUUAAAUGAUAUUUGUACAAUUACCUUACAAUAUUAGGUAUGGCUUGUAUCAGUAUUUUAUUUUAUUUUAUUAAUUUAUUUCAUAUUUGAAAGAGAUUUAUGUAUUCAGACAUUGUAUAAAUGAAGCUUUAUUAAACAUCUCAGAUUUUCCCACAAAGAGAGAAAUCUCUUCGCUGUAAUACAGUGUUUCACAUCAGUUGAAAGCUACACUUUUAAGAUGAUUUGUCUCUUUCUGAUGGUGUACCUUAAGUUUAUGAAAAGAAUUCGUAAUUGAAAUGAAACAUUUCAAAAGCAGGAUCCAGCUGUAAUAAUUUUCAUACACACAUUAUGCUGAAAACGCACAGUUAAUUUCCAAGAGGAGGUGUGGUUUGAUAAUUUAAGUAAGGAAUUUGUGUUAUGUGUGCUAUAGAAAAUACUUUUUAAAAGUUUCAUCAAGUGCAUUGUUUAGUAUAAUAACGGGAUUGAAUUUUGUUAAACAUUGUCGCUCCAUAUAGAUUUACCUGAUUUUUUUUUACUGCUGAUGCAAAAGGCAAAGUAUUUAUUAGUUGAGCAACUAUUAUUUAACAUGGAAUAUUUGUACAAAUUUGCCACCUCAUUCUUAUGUUGUCGUUUUUCUGUGUGCCUGUUAUGUACUAAAAGAUUAUUCUUCCCCUACAGAUAAACCUAAAGAUAAACAAAAAGUACAACUCUCUCUCUCUCUCUCUCUCUCUCUCUCUCUCUCUCUCUCUCUCUCUCUCUCUCUCUCUCUCUCUCUCUCUUUGUCAUGUGGUUGCUUUGUUUUUGUUGUGUGAUUGUCCACCCCCUCUGCUAUCUUCUUACCUCUUUCUCCGCAUAUUCUUCUCUCUGAAAGAAGAGAAUCAGUCCAAAACAGCUCUGUAAAUUAUUAAAUAUUACUUACACAGUUACAGUGGCAUUAUUAUUUCUAAAAUUAUUACUCGUGUUUUCAUUUGAGUAAAAUAUGAUUAACAAGUUUACUCGGUAAAUCUUGUAGAUUAUUAAUUGGAUUUUGUAAACAACCUACUAAAUGCACUGGAGGAUUCCACAAGAGAACUACCAUAACCAUAAUUUGGAAGUAUUAUUCAUAGUAUUAGGCAAUCUUCAUAAUUAUAAAACCUGAAGUACAGCAAAUGAUUUCAGUUGCAAGUUACAUGUUGUAGAUUGAUUUUAUUUCAUAUUAAAAAUUUAUUAUUAGUAUUGAUGUGCAUAGUGAAGUUAAUUUCCAUGCACUUACAUAUAGUGCCAACAUUAUAGUAAAACAUGCUCAGAAGAAAGUACUUCUAGGUGUACUGUUCUAUUUUGCCUCGAAUCAUGUAAAAAUAUGUCCAUAGUGACAAUGAAAAGAGACUAGACCUAUGAAGUGCUUACAGUUAACCUGCAGAAAAAGUUAGUAGGUGUGUGUAAAAUCUGCUCAAGAAGACAGGGGGUCUCUCUCUCUCUCUCUCUCUCUCUCUCUCUGUGUGUGUGUGUG
This is a messenger RNA of Schistocerca cancellata (South American locust), 14219 nucleotides long. RefSeq names its product serine-rich adhesin for platelets-like. The transcript has 8 exons. The record is from RefSeq and is a predicted model, not a curated record. The coding region runs from base 42 to 12002 and encodes 3986 amino acids. Lineage: Eukaryota; Metazoa; Arthropoda; Insecta; Orthoptera; Acrididae.